This is a messenger RNA of Fimicolochytrium jonesii, 1008 nucleotides long. RefSeq names its product P-loop containing nucleoside triphosphate hydrolase protein. Lineage: Eukaryota; Fungi; Chytridiomycota; Chytridiomycetes; Spizellomycetales; Powellomycetaceae. Gene Ontology annotation, biological process: telomere maintenance via recombination; t-circle formation; resolution of mitotic recombination intermediates. Gene Ontology annotation, cellular component: Rad51C-XRCC3 complex; replication fork. The annotation marks the transcript as partial. The record is from RefSeq and is a predicted model, not a curated record. The transcript has 2 exons. Gene Ontology annotation, molecular function: ATP binding; ATP-dependent DNA damage sensor activity; four-way junction DNA binding.
GUAGAAGAUGUCGUGCUCUCGUCUAUUCCCGAGCUAGCUACUCGUUUGAAGCUCUCCGCGAAAGAUGCGAAGAUAUUGCUCGAAGAGGCCUCCAAGACAAUUUGUUCUCUAGAUGGAUUGUGCCGGACAAUGCUGGAUGUGGAUUCACUCCGGCUCCCUUUGUUGUCCACACAUGAUGCUGUGCUGGACGACUUGCUGCACGGAGGCUUUCAUCCUGGGUUAACGGAAAUAUACGGCAAGAGCGGCUCAGGCAAAUCGCAGCUGGCUUUACAACUUAGUGCCGUGGCGGCUGCACCAGUAGAACAUGGAGGUCUUGGAACUGGAUGUCUGUACAUCGCGACCGAGCAGCCGUUUCCCAUCGGGCGUUUCCACGAGAUCAUUGCCUCGCGCUUUCCCGACUUGGACUCCUCGAUAGUGCUUGAUCGCACGCAUAUUAUACAUAUCCGCGAUCACGAAACCCAACAUCACAUUCUCUGCCACCUCCUCGAGCCCUCUGUCAAACGACUGGGCGUACGACUUGUCGUUAUUGACUCUAUCGCGGCAAACAUUCGCGGCGACGAGGCCACGGCGGAAUGGACGGCGAUUGAGCGCAGCCGGACGCUCUAUGAGAUGGGCGCCGCGCUAAAGAAGGUAGCGCACGAGCAUCAGUGCGUCAUUCUCUGCCUCAACCAAGUUGUCGAUGUGUUUGAUAAUGUGCGCCAGGGAGCAAAGUUGGGCGGGGGAAAAGGGGCGGACUCCUUUCUCACCGUCUCGGGCGCUGUGGGCGCAGGCAACGCCAGUGAUGUUCGCCCAAGCCUGGGGCUCGCAUGGUCAAACAUGGUCAAUGCCCGUGUCAAAUUGUCGCGGAUAAACAGGUUCCCGGCCCAUGCUGAGGAAUGUAAUGCGGUGCUGGAUGCAGACACUACCCGCGCAUGCGUGACCCGUACCUUUGAGAUCUGCUUUGCGCCAAACCUGCCGUCGAGAAAGUGCAUAUAUGAGGUUUCGGAGCGAGGAAUCGUUGGUCUAUAG